This is a messenger RNA of Carlito syrichta (Philippine tarsier), 7968 nucleotides long. It is a transcript of the gene ZFYVE26, whose product is annotated as zinc finger FYVE-type containing 26. NCBI's taxonomy places the organism in Eukaryota, Metazoa, Chordata, Mammalia, Primates, Tarsiidae. The record is from RefSeq and is a predicted model, not a curated record. The coding region runs from base 142 to 7761 and encodes 2539 amino acids. The transcript has 42 exons. Gene Ontology annotation, molecular function: phosphatidylinositol-3-phosphate binding; metal ion binding. Gene Ontology annotation, cellular component: lysosomal membrane; midbody; centrosome. Gene Ontology annotation, biological process: double-strand break repair via homologous recombination; mitotic cytokinesis; regulation of cytokinesis.
UCGGCUCAAACAUGGCUGCGCAGGAGGCCCUGUUGCUUUGGGCGCCGGGAGCAGGUGAGAGGUACUCUACGGAUGAGAACACUGAGAAUGUGUUUGGCGUAACUCAUCUCUUUCUAUCUCUCUGCACUCUGUGCUGGGAAAAUGAAUCAUCCAUUUGGAGAAGAGGAAGCCACUUCCCAGAAACAGCUUUUUGGAUUUUUCUGCGAGUGCCUGCGGAGGGGAGAAUGGGAGUUAGCACAGGCAUGUGUACCUCAGCUACACCAGGGACAAGGGGAUAUCCCAAGGAGGGUAGAAGACAUACUUCAGGCGCUGGUGGUGUGUCCACAUCUGCUGAGAUGUGGUCAGGACAUCAGCCCUCAAAGAUUAGCCUGGCUCUGGCUUCUUAUACUGGAAAAAUGGUUGACCCAGGAAAAGAAGUUACUCCCAACUGUUUUCCGGAGAAGGCUUGAGUUCCUUUUAUUGUUAGAAGACCUCCAAGGUGACAUUCCAGAGAACAUCCUCAAGGAGCUGUAUGAGACCUUAGCACAAGGCGCAGUAGGCCCUGUACCUGAUGGAGCUCAGAGGAGGGAGAGCUGGACCCCGAGGCUCAGCCCCGAGGCUGCCUCUCUACUCUGGGAGCUUCUGAGGCAGUCUCCCGAACCAGCACAGGCCCUGUUGGAGCUCCUGCUUGUGGAGGAUGACAGCACCACCCUCUGUCACUGGCCUCUGCAGAACGCGCUGGUGGACCUCAUUCGGAAGGCACUGCAAACUCUACAGGGCCCUGAGUCAGGAUCCCCUGGGGUCGUGGAUGCCAUCUAUGCAGCCCUGCGGACCCUGCGUUGCCCUGCAGAGCCGCUUGGGGAGGAGUUGCAGCUCCUGUGUGAGGAGCUGCUGCAAACCUGCAGGACCGAGGGGAGUCCUCUGCAGGAGGAGCGGCUGCUCGGCUGCCUGCUGCACAAGGCUGGGCGGGGCCUGGUGUCCCUCUACGGCCACACCUAUGCAGAGAAGGUCACAGAAAAGCCACUGAGAGUCAUGACCUCAGGAAAAGUCUCACCGGAUCAUCUAGAUCCCGAGCGGGCAAUGCUAGCCCUGUUCUCCAAUCCUGACCCAACCCAGGCAUGGAAAGUGGCCUAUUUCUACUGCCUGAACAGCAACAAGCACUUUCUUGAGCAGAUCCUGGUAACAGCACUAACACUGUUGAAAGAAGAAGACUUCCCAAGUCUCGGCUCCCUGCUGGAUAGAGAAUUUAGGCCUCUCAGUCGCCUGCUCGUGCUCCUGGGCUGGACACACUGCCAGAGCCUAGAGUCAGCCAAGAGGCUGCUCCAGACACUACACAGGAUCCAGGAUCCAGGCUGUGACGAGCUUCUCAGGGAUGCCUGUGAGGGGUUGUGGGCUCACCUGGAGGUCCUGGAGUGGUGCACACAGCAGAGCAGCAACCCCAUACCAAAGCGAGAUCUCUUGUGUCAUUUACAUGGUGGAGACAGCCACUCAGUGCUCUACACUCUCCAUCACCUUACAAACCUUCCAGCCCUCAGGGAGGAAGAUGUUCUCAAGCUCUUACAGAAGAUGCCGGCCAAGGACCUGCAGCAAGAGCGUGAUUUGUUUGACGCUCUAGUCCCUGAGCACCUGAACCGGUAUCAGAACCUGAUACUCUACCAGGCCUUCUGUGCCAUGAAGUAUGCCAUCUACGCCCUCUGUGUGAACUCACACCGGCACUCCCAGUGCCCGCACUGCAAGGAUAGCCCCUCUGAAGACCCAGCCUCAGCUGCGGAGCCAGCAAAUGACUCUGUCACCUCCCCAGGUGCUGCAGAUCUCUUCUCAACUUACCUGGCCAGGUGUCGACAGUAUCUGUGCAGUGUUCCCGACUCUUUGUGCCUGGAACUUCUAGAAAACAUCUUCUCAUUGCUUCUCAUCACCUCUGCGGACCUUCACCCAGAGCCUCACCUGCCUGAGGACUAUGCUGAGGAUGAUGACAUUGAGGGGAAGGGCCCCUUGGGCUUGAGUUCCCCAGCAGAGAGCCCUCAGCACAUAGUACAGCCUGAGAGGAAGUCAGAGCAGGGCUCCCUGGGAGCCCCCAGGAGCCCUGCUUAUACAGCGCCAAGCUGUCUGAAGGCAGAACCAAAAGACAGUUACCCAGGGCCUCAUGGGCACAGCUUUUUGGACCUAAAGCACUUUACUGGUGGUAUCAGUGGAUUUCUGGCUGAUGAAUUUGCAAUAGGGGCCUUCCUUGGGCUUCUCCAAGAGCAGCUGGAUGAGCUCAGCAGCCACGACCCCCCUGAGAAGCCAAAGCAAGAAGACCAGAGCUGCUCAGGAAGCAGAGACAGACUGCAGAGCCGCCUACACCGGUUCUCCAAGGUUCUCUCUGAGGCACAGUGGAGAUACAAGGUGGUGACCAGCAACCAGGACUCAGAGGAGCAGCCUUCCCGAAGACACCGGCCUGUUGCCACACGGCACCCCAGUCUCCACCGGGGCCAUCGGACAAGAAGGAGCCGGGCGGAUGGCCGGGACAGAAAUUCUAACCCAUCCCUGGAGAGUACAAGUAGUGAACUGAGCACAAGUACUUCAGAAGGAAGUCUGAGCGCUGUGUCUGGGCGGAAUGAGCUGGAUGGCCAUUUGCAGCCCCAACCUCAAAGUUCACUCAUCCCCAUGAUGUUCUCCCCACCUGAGUCACUGCUGGCAUCCUGCAUCCUCCGUGGAAACUUUGCAGAAGCCCAUCAGGUGGUGUUCAUGUUCAACCUGAAAUCCUCACCCAGCUCAGGGGAACUGAUGUUUGUGGAGCGCUACCAGGAGGUGAUCCAGGAGCUGGCCCAAGUAGAGCACAAGAUUGAAAACCAGAACCCAGAUGGGGGCAGCAACACCAUUCGGAGAACUGGUAGCGGCCGCUCAACCCUGCAGGCCAUUGGCAGCGCUGCAGCAGCAGGAAUGGUAUUUUAUUCCAUCUCUGAUGUGACCGACAAGCUGCUCAGCACCUCUGGAGACCCCAUCUCCACGCUCCAGGAGGACUUCUGGAUAAGCACUUCUCUGGUGGAGCCUACUGCCCCCCUGAGAGAGGUUCUGGAAGACCUCAGUCCCCCCGCCAUGGCUGCAUUUGACCUAGCUUGCUGUCAUUGCCAACUCUGGAAAACCUGCAAGCAGCUCUUGGAGACAGCCGAGCGGCGUCUGAACAGCAGCCUUGAGAGCCGGGGUCGAAGGUUAGAACAUGUGCUUCUCAAUGCUGAUGGCAUUCGAGGUUUUCCAGCUGUUCUUCAGCAAAUCAGUAAGAUUCUCAACUAUCCAUUUAUGUCAGCCGGACAAACCAAACUGGAGAGUAUGGAAGACAAGGGAGGAGGCCCUCCCCGGUGCAGUAUCACGGAGCUGCUACAGACGUGCUGGCCCAACCUGACGGAGGACUGUGUCACCAGCCACACCACCCUCUCCCAGCAGCUAGAUCAGGCCCUUCAGUCGCUGAGAGAGGCACUAGAGCUGCCAGAGCCCAGGAGUCCUCCCCUCUCUUCUCUGGUGGAGCAGGCAGCCCAGAAAGCUCCUGAGGCAGAGACCCACCCUGUGCACACCCAGACUCAGCUCCUCCAGAAGAACCUGGGCAAACAGAGCCCCACAGGUGGCAGACAGACUGACUAUGUGGGCACCUUCUUCAGCUACUGCAGCACUCUGGCUGCAGUUCUCCUUCGAAGUCUGAGCUCCGAGCCUGAUCACGUGGAGGUCAAGGUAGGAAAUCCCUUUGUUCUGCUGCAACAGAGCUCUUCCCAACUGGUGUCCCACCUCCUGCUUGAGAGACAAGUUCCCCCAGACAGGCUGGCUGCCCUUCUGACCCGAGAGAGUCUCAACCUGAGUGUGCCACAGGUCCUUGUCAACUGCUGCUGCGAGCCCCUUGCUCUUUGCCCGUCCUGGCAGAACCAACAGACGUCAGCCCUCCUGACCAGCCUGGGCACCCUGGCCCAGUUGCACGCUUCCCACUGCCUUGACGACCUCCCACUUUCUUCACUGAGCUCCCGCAAGCCAACCGAGACUCCCGCACUAGAAAGAAAGCCUCACGCAUCCCUGAGGGAUCCAUCACCCCCAGCCCUCACCUCCUCAGCCUUGGCCUUCCUUAAGUCCCGCUCAAAGCUCCUGGCCAUGAUGGCCUGCCUGGGGGCGUCCCCAAGGCUAAAGGUCCCCAAGCCUAGUUUGUCCUGGAAGGAACUCCGCGGCCGCAGAGAGGUGCCUCUGACCACAGAGCAGGUAGCCCGGGAGUGUGAGCGCCUUCUGGAACAGUGCCCCAUGCUUGAGGCCUCCCUCCUGGCUGCCUGGGAGCCCCUGCGAGGGUCCACUCAGCAGGGGCAGAGUCUGGCAGCCAGUCUCUGUGGUCAGGCCAGCCUUUCUACUGUCCUCCUGGGUCUACAUUCUCCGACUGCCCUGAAUGUGCUGACUGAGGCUUUCAAGGAAUCCCUCGUGGCCAAAAAUUGGUCCCGAGCCCUUCAAAUCACUGAAGUGUUCGGGCGGGAUGUGGACGAUCUGAGUAGCAUCAAGGAUGCAAUCCUGAGCUGCGCUGCGGCAUGUGACAAGGAAGGUUGGCAGUACCUGUUCCCUAUGAAGGAUGCAUCUCUGAGAAGUCGGCUGGCCCUACGAUUUGUGGAUAGGUGGCCCCUGGAGUCGUGUCUGGAGAUCCUGGCCUACUGCAUUUCAGACAUGGCCAUCCCAGAAGGCCUGCAGGGUGAGCUGCAGAGGAAGCUGGCAGAGCUGCAUGUAUACCAGAAGAUUCUGGGUUUGCAGGAUCCCCCAGUGUGGUGUGACUGGCAGACCCUGAGGAGCUGCUGUGUUGAGGAACCAUCAAUGGUCAUGAACCUGAUUCUAGAAGCACAGGAUUAUGGGCUGUGUGAGGAGUGGGGCUGCCUGUACCCUAUUCCAAGAGAACAUUUAAUCAGCCUACAUCAAAAACAUCUUCUCCAUCUUCUAGAAAGAAGAGACCAUGAAAAGGCUCUGCAGCUCCUGCAGAGAAUCCCCGACCCUACUAUGUGCCUUGAAGUCACAGAGCAGUCCCUUGACCAACAUGCUUGCUUGGCCACGUCUCACUUCUUGGCCAACUACCUCACCACCCGUUUCUAUGGACAACUGACUGCUGUCCGACACCGAGAAAUCCAGGCGCUGUAUGUGGGGUCCAAGGUUUUGCUCACCCUGCCUGAGCAGCACAGGGCCAGCUAUUCCCACUUGUCCUCUAACCCCCUGCUCAUGCUGGAGCAGCUGCUAAUGAACAUGAAGGUGGACUGGGCCACUGUGGCUGUGCAGACACUGCACCAGUUACUGGCUGGACAGGAGACUGGCUUCACCAUGAACGACGUGGACUCACUGCUCUCCAGAUAUGCAGGGAAAGCCCUGGACUUCCCAUACUCUCAGAGGGAGAAGCGAUCAGAUUCUGUGAUUCACCUCCAGGAAAUUGCCCACCAGUCUUCAGACCCCGAAACCCUCUCUAGAUCACCGUCAGCAGAGUUCUCACCUGCUACUACUCCUGGUGUCUCCAUUGUACAUUCCCCCAUUCCAAGAGAGAGUUUCCCACCGAGUCAGACCCCACUCGAAUUCGUGCCCCCAGCAACACCCCCUGCCAGGCACCAGUGGGUACCAGAUGAGACGGAGAGCAUCUGCAUGGUCUGCUGCAGGGAGCACUUCACCAUGUUUAACCGGCGCCAUCACUGUCGCCGCUGUGGCCGGCUGGUGUGCAGCUCCUGUUCCUCUAAGAAGAUGGUGGUGGAAGGUUGCAGAGAGAACCCUGCACGCGUGUGUGACCAGUGCUAUAGUUACUACAACAAAGAUGCACCGGAGGAGAAUCCAGGACAACCCAAAGCAUCAGACAACUGGCAGAGUGAAAGCCCUCCAUAUUCAUUUGUCGUGAGAGUCCCCAAAGCAGAUGAGGUGGAAUGGAUUUUGGAUCUGAAGGAGGAAGAAAAUGAGCUGGUGCGGAGUGAAUUUUACUAUGAGCAGGCCCCCAGCGCCUCCUUGUGCAUUGCCAUCCUGAACCUGCACCAGGACAGCGCCACCUGUGGUCACCAGCUGAUUGAGCACUGCUGCAGGCUGUCCAAGGGCCUCACCAACCCAGAGGUGGAUGCCAGGCUGCUCACUGACAUCAUGAGGCAGCUGCUCUUCAGUGCCAAGAUGAUGUUCGUCAAGUCUGGCCGGAGCCAGGACUUGGCUCUUUGUGACAGCUACAUCAGCAAGGUGGAUGUGCUGAACAUUCUAGUUGCUGCUGCCUAUCGCCACGUCCCAUCUCUGGAUCAGAUCCUGCAGCCAGCUGCGGUGACCAGGCUUAGGAAUCAGCUCCUGGAGGCUGAGUACUACCACCUGGGUGUUGAGGUCUCCACAAAGACUGGGCUUGAUUCCACUGGGGCGUGGCACGCUUGGGGCAUGGCCUGCCUCAAGGCUGGAAACCUCACCGCCGCACGGGAGAAGUUCGGCCGCUGUCUGAAGCCCCCGUUGGACCUCAAUCAGCUGAGCCAUGGCUCACGGCUAGUGCAGGAUGUGGUUGAGUACCUGGAGUCCACAGUGAGGCCCCUCAUGUCCUUGCAAGAUGACGACUACUUGGCCACCUUGAGGGAGCUGGAAGCUACCCUUCGAACCCAGAGUCUCUCCCUGGAGGUGAUUCCUGACGGGAAGAUCAUAAACAACACCUACUACCAAGAAUGCCUCUUCUACCUACACAGCUACAGCACCAACCUAGCCAUCAUCAGCUUCUACAUGAGGCACAGCUGCCUGCGGGAAGCCCUGCUUCACCUCCUCAACAAGGAGAGCCCUCCGGAAGUCUUCAUAGAAGGCAUUUUCCAGCCAAGUUAUCAAAGUGGGAAGCUGCACACUUUAGAAAACUUGCUAGAGUCCAUCGACCCAACCUUGGAGAGCUGGGGAAAGUACUUGAUUGCUGCCUGCCAGCAUUUACAGAAGAAGAACUACUACCACGUUCUGUACGAGCUGCAGCAGUUUAUGAAGGACCAAGUCCGGGCCGCCAUGACCUGUAUUCGGUUCUUCAGUCACAAAGCCAAGUCAUACACGGAACUGGGAGAGAAACUCUCCUGGCUGCUGAAGGCCAAGGACCACUUGAAGAUCUACCUCCAAGAAACGUCUCGCAGCUCUGGAAGGAAGAAAACCACCUUCUUCCGAAAGAAGAUGACUGCAGCUGAUGUGUCAAGGCACAUGAACACACUGCAGCUGCAAAUGGAAGUGACCAGGUUCUUACAUCGGUGCGAAAGUGCUGGGACCUCUCAAAUCACCACUUUGCCUCUGCCAACCUUGUUUGGAAACAACCACAUGAAAAUGGACGUUGCCUGCAAGGUCAUGCUGGGAGGUAAAAAUGUAGAAGAUGGCUUUGGAAUUGCAUUCCGUGUUCUGCAGGACUUCCAGCUGGAUGCUGCAGCGACCUACUGCAGAGCUGCCCGGCAGCUGGUGGAGAAGGAGAAAUACAGCGAGAUCCGACAGCUGCUCAAGUGUGUCAGUGAGUCAGGUGUGGCAGCCAAAAGUGAUGGGGACACCAUCCUCCUCAACUGCCUGGAGGCAUUCAAGAGAAUUCCACCCCAGGAACUGGAGAGCCUGAUCCAGGCAAUUCACAAUGAUGACAACAAGGUCCGGGCCUACCUGAUAUGUUGCAAGCUGCGUUCUGCCUACCUGAUCGCCGUGAAGCAAGAGCACUCUCGGGCCGCAAUGCUGGUCCAGCAGGUGCAGCAGGCUGCCAAGAGCAGCGGAGAUGCGGUCGUCCAAGACAUCUGUGCCCAGUGGCUUCUGACAAGCCACCCUCGGGGUGCCCAUGGUUCAGGCUCCAGGAAGUGAGACUGCACAGCGGGACCAGGAAAGAGUGGCCCAAGGACUGGGCAAUGGCAGUGACAGUGAUACUUUCCACCUGUCUCCUCCCGCAGAGCGGGAUUCUCUGGCUCUGCCCAAGGCUGGAAAGAGCUGGAUCAGACCUUUCUUUGCCUUCUCAGGCAAGGACAGGACCUCUCACACAAGUGCCAUGUUUCUGUAAAAUUCUGGAAUCUA